UGCCUGCGGCCGUGAGAGAUGACAGGAGUCCGGCUGGUCGUGGUGGGGGCCGGGGUGGUCGGGCUCUCCACCGCCGUCUGCAUCGCGGAGUCGCUGCCUCUCUGCUCCGUCACGCUGUUGGCGCAGCAGUUCAGCCCGGACACCACCAGUGACGGCGCUGCCGGGAUCGCGUUUGCGGCUCCAUUUCCAGAUAUUCCUCUGGAAAGACAACGCCGCUGGUUCAAGGACAGCUUUGACCACCUGCUGGCCAUCGCACAAUCUCAGCACUCUCCGGACGCCGGCGUAAUACUCAGCUCUGGCUGCCAGAUUUUUAAGGAGGUCCCAGCCACCAAGGAGCCAUAUUGGUCCGACUUAGUGAUUGGCUUCAGAGCCAUGACUGACCAUGAACUGAAACGUUUUCCAGACCACAAGUUCGGACAAGCGUUCACUACUGUAAAAUGUGAAUGCUCCAGCUACCUUCCUUGGCUUGAGGAAAGGUUUAGAAAAGCAGGAGGCCAGGUGGAGCAGAGGAGACUCAGCAGUCUCCAGGAGUUAGGCAACAGUUUUGACCUCAUUGUCAACUGCUCCGGUCUCGGCUCCAAAGCGCUGGUGGGAGACGCAGGGGUGUACCCGGUCAGGGGCCAGGUCCUCAAGGUGGAGGCCCCCUGGUUGACGCACUUCAUCAGGGACGGGGACGGGAAGACCUACAUCUACCCCGGCGUCCACAGCGUCACCAUAGGCGGGACGAGACAGGAGGAAGACUGGCGCCUCCAUGUGGACAGAGGAGACACCGCCAGCAUCCUGGAGCGCUGCGGCAGGCUGGAGCCGUCCCUGAAGAAAGCGAAGGUUCUGGCCGAGUGGGUCGGGUUGAGGCCAAGCAGGAGGAACCCCAGGGUGGAGAGGGAGAGGGUGCUCCUGCAGGGCCGCGGCGUGCCGGUCGUUCACAACUACGGCCACGGGGGCUGGGGGGUCACCAUCGCCUGGGGUACGGCUCUGGACGCCCUGGGGCUGGUCAGACAGUGCCUGAAAGAAAUGCCUCAGGCUAAGCUGUAGGCUAAACUAGGAUUUCACUAAAACACGUCUUUACUAGAGACAGAACAUCCUGGCAUCACGUUUAUCACCACAUAAUAUCCCCAUACAUAAAAAAAAAAUAAAUUCGGAAAUUUAGCAGCACCACCCGUCUCUCGUUAAGGUAGCUGACUAACCAGCUUUUUAAAAAAAUAUAAAGCGAAGGACAGCGAAAGGGUGUAACAUUCUGUGCAAUAAAACGAUCGAGAAAUACUUUUUCCUUCCACUAAACCAUCACUGACCUUUCGCCAAACUGUCAACUCACCUUAAUUAUGUGGGCCUUUGUGUCGCAUUAUUAUUGUAUUAAAACGUUAAAAAAAAAAAAAAAAGAUUUUAUGUAAGAUUCCAAUUUAAAAAUAUAUAAAAAUGAGGCAAAAUUAAUGCUUGAAACAUCUGUAAUGAAUAUGUGCCAUUUAUCAAUUUUUUUGAUAAUGUACUAAUUUACUGGGAAAUCAAAACAAUAAUUACUUAGAUAACUUUGUUAAACUGUAGCACAAUGAAUAAUUCUUGCUUCUCUGUUUCCAAUAAAAGCAUUUAGAUUCUGUUAUGCA
This is a messenger RNA of Xiphophorus maculatus (southern platyfish), 1598 nucleotides long. RefSeq names its product D-aspartate oxidase (gene ddo). Bases 19 to 1032 code for a protein of 337 amino acids. The transcript is spliced from 4 exons. Gene Ontology annotation, molecular function: FAD binding; D-amino-acid oxidase activity. The record is from RefSeq and is a predicted model, not a curated record. NCBI's taxonomy places the organism in Eukaryota, Metazoa, Chordata, Actinopteri, Cyprinodontiformes, Poeciliidae.